Messenger RNA from Blepharisma stoltei, 1246 nucleotides. The record is from the annotation of a GenBank genome assembly. NCBI's taxonomy places the organism in Eukaryota, Ciliophora, Heterotrichea, Heterotrichida, Blepharismidae.
AUGUCCAGCAUACAAUCAAAAUCAGCAAAAGUAUCAAGUUUAAAUUCCACCCCAAGUCAUAAGAUCAUUCCUACAGCUGAUGAUUUAAUUCUAUCUAUUUCAUCAGCUAUUUGCUCAACGAUCAGGGAAUCCAACUCAAAGUUGAAAGAAAAUCCCUUUUUCACUGACUUACAGUUCAGUGAAUAUUUUUUUAACUUCGAAAAUUACAAAGAUUUUAGCAAACAAAAGAACGAAACAAGGCUAGAAAAGGUAUUUAGCCUUUUUCAAAGCCUACAUAAAGCUUUAAAGAUUAGCCAUGAGUGUUUCAUAUUGAUCAUGAUAUACAUAAAAAAAUUUUUGUCAUAUACCGAGAUUCCACUGCUAAAUGACAAUUGGGAAAAUAUUGCUUUGAUGUCGACACUAAUAUCUCAAAGAGUGUCGGACAACAACUUCAUGUGCGCAUCGAUAUUCGUAGAGUAUUUUCCUCAACUUUCCUUGAGAGAAAUUGAAUUUAUGGAAAUAGAAUUCCUAAAUAGAAUUGACUACAAUUAUAAGAUUGAAAAAAAAGAGUACUUGGAAAUGAUAACGUUCCUUCAAGAUGCUUAUAAAUCAUACAUGACUUUUUCAUGGGAAAUUGACGUUGAAAAAGUUGAUGACAUCUUAAAAAGAUCGCAGUGACUUUCUAUACCUGAAGAAGAUAGCAACUCGAACUUUAUUUGCAAAUCAGAUGCAAUGUCAUUUAUCGACUUACUACCCCCCAUCCUUGAUCGAACGAUUCACUGUAAAAAUUUCUAAAAAUUGGGAAAAUUAACCCCAUCCUUGAUAGAACGAUUUUCAUAAAAAAUAUUAGUUAUCAAAAGCUUGGGAAUAUGUGCCUAAUGAGAGGUUUUGAGACUACAUGAAGCUACGGAAUCAACCAUCCGAAGUGCUUUAGUCAUCAAACUGGCUUAAAAACUCAAUAAUAAUAAUAAAAAAGAGAUUCUUUAAAAUUUUAAAUUUUUUAAUUCAUAAGGAACAAAUUAAAAUUUAUACAGUUUAAAGGGGUAACCAAAAAAUCAAAAUAUUAAAAAUUGGUAUUCUUAUGAAAUUAAUUCAAUUUUUUGCUGUAAAAAUAAUUAUUAAAAAUUUUUAACCCUCUUAUUUAAAAGUAUAGAAAAAAGAAAUUUUUAUUUUUAUAUAUAAAAUUUGUUUUAACGCCCAUCCUUGAUCGAACGAUGGCGAGCCGUUCGAUCAAGGAUGGGGGUUGUUAGAAGAAAUGGAGUUAUAA